Sycon ciliatum is the source of this 966-nucleotide messenger RNA. RefSeq lists its product as uncharacterized. The record is from RefSeq and is a predicted model, not a curated record. Lineage: Eukaryota; Metazoa; Porifera; Calcarea; Leucosolenida; Sycettidae. The transcript has a single exon. The coding region runs from base 1 to 966 and encodes 321 amino acids.
AUGCUGUGGACACUGGGGGCCGCGCUUCUCCGCCAGCUGAUUGCAUUCUUCAAUACCGCCAAUGCGAGCAUCAAGUUCACGUAUCAAUCUUCGGAGGAAACUGGGUCGGUUGACUUUAUGGACACGACUAUUCAUGUCUCCUCCGAGGGCGCAAUAUCAUUCGAGCUGUUCCGCAAAGCUUGCCACAGUGGCCUCGUCUCAGACUUCAACUCGUGCGUUCCGCAACAGCAAAAACUCGCCAUCGCGUCUUCGGAAUUCCUCCGCGCGGCCCGCCUUUCCUCUGAUCCUGCAGCCCGCCAGCGAAGUGAGCAAAAGGUUAUUGACACAUUAAAAUUCAACAACUUUCCUGACAAAGUGAUCGCGACUGCUCAUGAACGAGCCAGACGACCUGCUAAACAAAAGAAAGACUAUCGAUCCACGUUGAAGUUACCAUUCAAAACGGAUGCCAUCCACUACAGGGUCCACCGUCUUCUAAACAAAUACAAUCUAAAUGUACAGAUAAUCUACAAGAAUGCAAGGCUUUCCAACAGCGUCACUAAGUCCAGCCUCACUGGACCUUGCUGCCGUAAGUGGGUGGAUCCCGCUGCCCCGAGGCGACGAGGAAGGCCUAAAGCCGCCUGCGUUGCAUGCCAAUCGAGCGAGGUAGAAUGCACAAGACGCAACGUGGUUUAUCGUCUGACCUGCAAGUGCUCGGAGAAGUAUGUUGGAGAGACUGGCCGCAGUGUAGCAACGCGAACAAAAGAACACAAUGAUAACUCACGCAACAAGACGUCUGGAAAAGCCCUGGGCGAGCACUACCGACUUCACCAUGGCGACGAGGUACUGCCGCUUGGCGAGUCGGCAUUCACAGAGGUUCGCGUCCUUGCCACUGAGUCGGAUCGGGCCAGGAGGAGAAUACGCGAAGCAAUACAAAUUCGCGACACGAGCCCCAGCAUAAACAAUAACGCAGGGUGGGACCUCCUGUGA